This is a messenger RNA of Melanotaenia boesemani (Boeseman's rainbowfish), 1925 nucleotides long. Its product is annotated as thymidine phosphorylase. The record is from RefSeq and is a predicted model, not a curated record. Gene Ontology annotation, molecular function: 1,4-alpha-oligoglucan phosphorylase activity; pyrimidine-nucleoside phosphorylase activity. Lineage: Eukaryota; Metazoa; Chordata; Actinopteri; Atheriniformes; Melanotaeniidae. The transcript has 10 exons. The coding region runs from base 216 to 1562 and encodes 448 amino acids. Gene Ontology annotation, cellular component: cytosol. Gene Ontology annotation, biological process: pyrimidine nucleobase metabolic process; pyrimidine nucleoside metabolic process.
AUCAUUGUAAAAGAGAAACCAAACCAGAGCAAAACUUUCUUUUUGACAAAACCUAACUCUCCCUCCCGAGCCGUUCAUUACAGCUUGGAUUAAAAGCAAGGAAGCGACUCAAACUUUCUGAGGUCAUUUUCCUUUUUGGAGCCAUGUCAGAGUGUUUCCACAUUUUUUACAUCUGAUUCAGAAAGGUUUGAUGAGCUCAUUUCUUUCAAGCUGCCAUGCUUUCCAUCCCAGACCUGAUCAAGAAGAAAAGAGAUGGAGAAAAGCUGAGUGAUGAAGAGAUUAAACUCUUCAUUGAGGCCGUUACAGCUAACACAGCUCAGCCAUGUCAGAUAGGGGCAAUGCUGAUGGCCAUCUACCUGAGAGGGAUGGAAUCUGCAGAGAUUCAGACCCUGACCAGAGAGAUGAUGUUAUCGGGGGAUGUGAUGUCAUGGCCGAACGAGUGGAAGAAGUUGGUGGUUGACAAGCACUCGACGGGAGGGGUGGGAGAUAAAGUUAGCCUGGUGUUAGCUCCGGCGCUAGCCGCCUGCAGGUGUAAGGUGCCGAUGAUCAGUGGGCGAGGCCUGGCCCAUACUGGAGGAACUCUGGAUAAACUGGAAUCGAUUCCAGGAUUCAACAUCCAGCAAACCUCAGAACAGAUUGUGGGCAUCCUGGACUCGGUGGGCUGCUGCAUCGUGGGUCAGACUGAGAGGCUAGUUCCUGCCGAUCGGGUCAUGUACGCUAUGCGGGACGCCACCAGCACCGUGGACAGCCUUCCGCUCAUUACUGGGUCCAUCAUCUCAAAGAAAGGUGCAGAGUCUCUGUCUGCUCUGGUUCUGGAUGUGAAGUUUGGACGAGCAGCUCUGUAUAAGGACCUGCAGAGCGCCAGAGAGCUAGCUCAGCUGUUGGUGGAUGCAGGAAACGGCCUGGGCAUCCGUACGGGAGCAGCCCUCAGCCAGAUGGAGUGUACGAUUGGUCGAUGUGUGGGUAACAGCCUGGAGGUGAUUGAGUCUCUGGAGACGCUGAAAGGGAACGGACCAGACGACCUGAUGGAGCUGGUCGAAACACUCGGAGGGAUGUUGCUGAUGAUGACUGGCUUGGUGUCUGACCUAUCAGAGGGCAAAAAGCAAAUAUCUGAUGUUGUGAUUGGUGGAGCUGCUUUGUCCAAAUUCCAGGCCAUGAUGCAGGCUCAGGGCGUGGCCAGUGAGACGGCUGCGUCGCUAUGCUCCGCCCACACUGAUUACUACAGCAUCCUGAGAAAAUCCGAGCAUCAAAUGGAGUUAAAAGCAUCUGCAGAUGGUGUCGUCCAGGACAUCGAUGGUUUGAUUCUAGCUCAGGUUAUUCACAAAUUGGGGGCGGGUCGAUCGAAGGCCGGGAUGCCCGUCAAUCAUAGUGUGGGGGCAGAGCUGCUGGUGUCACUGGGUCAGAGGGUCAAGAAAGGCGCUUCCUGGCUGCGGCUCCACUACGAGGAUCCGGCUCCGAGUCAGGACCAGAUCGUGCAGCUGCAGAAGGCUCUGACUGUGGACCACAGUGAAACAACUCAGCAGAGACAGAGUUUGGUGGCAGAAGUGCUGCUGCCUCAGUGAGAGGCGUUUAAUGAGCUGGAAACCCAGCACCGCUCUGUUUUUGAAUUAUGGAUCAAACUCUGAACGCACUUUUAUGUUGCUCUGAUUCCUACUAACAUGUAUCAAAAGAUUGAACAUUACCAGCCAUAAUGAUACUGAACUGAACUGGACUAUAUUGUUAAAUGUGCCUUGAGACUGGUGCUACACAAAUAAAACAGAAUUGAAAAAGGGUUUAAGAUAUUUUCUGAGACAGAAGGCCGGUAGGAGCAUCUGGGAAAACCUUUAGGGAGGAAGCAGUUUGAUUGUGUCCGAGUCCUCCAGAAGAUGGUCUGAACCCAGAGUCCUGACUGAAGCACUUUACCGACAUCCUGAACCAACUGCCUU